Hylaeus volcanicus is the source of this 4511-nucleotide messenger RNA. It is a transcript of the gene Grp170, whose product is annotated as hypoxia up-regulated protein 1. Gene Ontology annotation, cellular component: endoplasmic reticulum chaperone complex. The transcript is spliced from 9 exons. Gene Ontology annotation, biological process: endoplasmic reticulum unfolded protein response; negative regulation of hypoxia-induced intrinsic apoptotic signaling pathway; cellular response to hypoxia. Lineage: Eukaryota; Metazoa; Arthropoda; Insecta; Hymenoptera; Colletidae. Gene Ontology annotation, molecular function: ATP binding; ATP-dependent protein folding chaperone. The record is from RefSeq and is a predicted model, not a curated record. Bases 161 to 3034 code for a protein of 957 amino acids.
AACACAUGGUUCUUGUUCAGUUUGACGAACAUUAUUAGGAGUUCGUUGUGUGUUUUCUUACUUUAAUAAAGGAUUGAAACUAAUGUGCAUUCAUGCCUAAUAGUUUAAAAGCAGUUGUUCGUUUAUCGUUCGCUUCAGUUGUUUAGGACAGUCGCAAAAUAUGAAGCUGAGUGAAUUAAAAAUGUCCAUUAUUUGGUUACUAGUGAUUACUAUUACUACUUUUAUUGGUAGUAGCAAUGGUGUUGCUGUUAUGAGUAUCGACAUUGGCAGCGAGUCAAUGAAAGUUGCCAUUGUUUCGCUUGGUGUUCCUAUGGAAAUUGCUCUUAACAAGGAGUCAAAGAGGAAAACACCUGCUAUCAUUGCAUUUCGAAAUGGGGAGAGAAGUUUUGGAGAAGAUGCUCAAGUUGUAGCAAUCAGAUCACCGCAAAAUAGUUUUUCUUACAUAUUAGAUCUUCUAGGAAAAUCCAUAAAUAAUCCUAUGGUACAACUCUACAUGAAAAGAUUUCCCUAUUACGAUAUAAUUUCUGAUGAUGAAAGGAACACAAUUGCAUUUAGACUGGACAAAAAUACUACGUAUACACCAGAAGAAUUAAUUGCACAAAUUUUGCACAAGGGAAAAGAAUUUGCAGAAAAUUCAGCUGGUCAAAAGAUCACUGAAGCAGUGAUAACUGUUCCAGGAUAUUUUAAUCAAAUUGAAAGAAGAUCACUUAUGCAAGCAGCAGAUCUAGCUGGAAUUAAAGUUCUACAACUUAUUAACGAUUAUACUGCCAUUGCAUUGAAUUAUGGAAUUUUUCGAAGUAAAGAAAUAAAUGACACUGCCCAUUACGUGAUGUUCUAUGACAUGGGAGCCAGUAGUACAACUGCAACUGUUGUCAGUUAUCAGAAUGUGAAAACAAAGGAGAAGGGAUUUGUUGAAACCAAUCCACACGUCACUGUUCUAGGUGUGGGUUAUGAUCGUACUUUGGGAGGGCUAGAAGUGCAACUUAGAUUGCAGCAUCACUUGGCAAAAGAAUUUGAUGCUUUAAAUAAAACAUCAACUUCUGUAUUUACUAACCCACGAGCAAUGGCAAAACUUUUUAAAGAAGCUGGGCGUGUUAAAAAUGUUCUGAGUGCAAAUACCGAUCAUUAUGCUCAAAUUGAGGGACUGGUAGAUGAACAUGAUUUCAAAGUGCAAGUUUCCAGAGAAAAGGUAGAACAACUUUGUUCAGAUUUAUUUGAGCGAGUUGCUGAUCCCAUUAAGAUUGCUUUAAAAACAUCAGGUUUAACAUUAGAUGUUAUAUCUCAAGUAGUAUUGGUAGGAGCAGGAACCAGAAUGCCAAAGAUACAGGAACAUUUAAGUCAGUAUUUAACAGUUGAACUCUCCAAAAAUAUCAACAUGGAUGAGGCAGCUGCAUUAGGAGCAGUGUAUAAAGCUGCAGAGCUUAGUAAAGGUUUCAAAGUAAAGAAGUUCGUUACCAAAGAUGCAGUACUAUUUCCCAUACAAAUCACUUUCGACAGAAUUGUCGAUAAUAAAGUAAAACUAAUUAAAAAGUCAUUGUUUAGCAAAAUGAAUCCUUACCCACAAAAAAAAAUCAUCACAUUUAAUAAAUAUGCAGAAAAUUUCCAAUUCCAUAUUAAUUAUGCUGAACUGGACUAUUUACCUGCUAAUGAAGUUGCUGCUAUUGGUAACUUAAAUAUAUCCACUAUAACUUUAACUGGAGUAGCCGAAGCUCUGGACAAACACACUAAAGAUGGAGCAGAAAGCAAGGGCAUUAAAGCACAUUUUGCUAUGGAUGAGAGUGGUAUACUUAAUUUGGUGAAUGUAGAACUGGUAUCAGAAAAGUCAAGCCCAACACCUGAUGAAGAAGAGGGUACUUUCUCAAUACUUGGCUCAACUAUUAGUAAACUUUUUGCAGGUUCCGAAGAUAAAGAUAAAGAAGCGAAAGUCGUCGAAAAUUUGAAGGAAGAUGUAAAACCAGUUCAUGAGGAAUCGGAGUACCCUGAAAUGCAAAAAGAAGCAGAUGAUAAGACUAAGAAAAAAAAUGAAAGUACAGUCACCGAGGAUAAAGUGGCAAAUAAAACUGAGAAAACGGAGAAAGAAAAAAAAGCUACGAUUGUAACGAUUAAAGAACCUAUUAAAGCCAUUGAAGACAAAUUAGGACCACAGAUCCUUUCUGGAGAUAAACUUACCGUUUCUCGCGAAAAAUUACAUCAGUUAGAUGUAUAUGAUUUCGAGAAAAUGAAACGUGAAACAGCUUUAAACAAUUUAGAAACAUUUAUUAUUGACGCUCAACAAAGAUUAGAAUCUGAAGAAUAUGCUGCUGCAGCUACUGCUCAAGAAGCAGAAAAUAUAUUAAAAGCGUGUUCUGAAAUUUCUGAUUGGUUGUACGAAGAUGGAUUUACCGCAACUGCAGAAGUAUACGAACAAAAAUUAUCAGAACUUCAUAAAAUGACCAAGGAUAUGUAUGAACGUGUCUAUGAACACAGAGAACGCCCAGAAGUAUUGAAAGGCAUGACAUCCGCAUUGAAUGCAAGUAAAACACUUUUGAACAAUAUGCGUAAUUUGAGUUUAACAGGCGAUAAUUACAUUCAAGUAAAGCUUGAUCAAUUAGAGAAAGUAAUCAAGGAAACUCAGGAAUAUUAUGAUAACGUUGUGAAAUCUUUCGCUGGGACGUCUUUGCACGAUCCUGUGAAAUAUAAAGUUCGGGACAUUGCAAAUACAAUGGCUGUGCUCGAUAGAGAAGUGAAGUAUGUUAUAAACAAAUUAAAAGUUUGGACACCAAAUCAAGAGGCUACUACGAAUCAGACAGAGAGCACAAACGAAAACGCAACAGAGACAAAAGAAGGACCGGAAUCAGAGACUGUUCCUAAAUCAGCUAGUGAUUCUGAAACGGUGAAACUUCCGGAAGAAAGUACAACCGAUGAAUCAAGUACACACACACAAAAGCCAGUAGAGUUGAAUACCUCGGAAGAUUCGAUUGUAAUACCAGAAAAUAACGAAGAUCGAUCGAGUCACAAAAGUACUCAAGAGGAAGAGGCACACCAAGAACUUUAAAAAAAAGUUUACGUAAAAACGUGUGACUUUUGUUAUUGAUCGAUCCCGUUUCGGUUAAUAAGUUAGGCAAUUUAUUAUGUUGUAGGACAGGUUUAUAAAUGUAUUUAUAAACCUAAAUCAAAUUCAAGAAAUUGUGUUAUCGUGGUUGAAUUAUUUCGCGAAUGUGAAUACUGAAGUGUUAUCGUAUUUAAUUGCACAUGAUUAUAAGAAUAAUUCGUUCGUUCAUCAUACCAGAAAGUAAUAGAACUAGUAUCUCGCAGCAUUUCGAAUACAAAAGUAAAACCGAUCAUGUAUUGUUUAUAAAAGAUUUGUGCUUUAAGUGCCAAGUAGUUACAGGCUUCAAAGUUCUAUCUAUAUCAAGACAGGCCUGCACAUUCUAUAAAUGUAUUUGCUGGACCAGAAAUUGCUGAUGAUUGACAAGUAUGCUUAAAUCCUGUUGCAGUUGAUCUCCAUCUGUCAUUUUCUGCUGUAACUUCACUUACUCAAAGUUGUUUCUUAGGAACAAUGACUGGCGUCAGACAUUGUAAGAAGACCAGUUGGCCAGGUCUGAUAUACAUUAAUAUGAAAAUUGCUGAACAAUUUUGAAAAUAAUUGUAUAACACACGGUACUACAUUUUAUAGUCGAAUAAAUUCCUUAUUCGCGUGACGUCGUUAUUUACAAGUGAUAAAACAUUCUACUUGGCCGGACUUCGUCUAUUACAAAUAUAAUAUUUAAUUGUGAUACUUCUUGAUACUAUAGUCUUAGACAUAUUCUAUGCUAUAGCUUAAACAAUGAUUUUUUACAGAUAUCUACAUCGAGCAUAAUAAUUACACACAACAUAUAUGUCAGUGUUUGUAUCAUGAGGAGAUUAAGAUUUUAUUCAUUUUUUUUUUACAUUUCUAAUUAAUUAAUCUUUGCUAAAAAAAAUGCCUAACUUCGAUGCGCUCUAUGCAUACCCCAUUGUGUCAUAGAUUUAAUUUAUUUUAUGAUACAAUGGUCAUGUAUUGAAUUUAAUGACGAAACAAAUAGUCUGUAAAGAUUUGCACAGAGCAAGGUAAACCAAUGUCUGGUAAUGUAAUUUAUUUAAAAAGAUUUGCAACUUGCUCGCAAACAAUUGCUUCUACUUAAGCAUUCGAUAUGAAUUAAAUCUAAUCAUUCCAACGAAUACAGAUGUAAUUUAAAACCUUUCAUUAUGUUAUUUAUCAUUUUGGGUGAAUAAAACAGUGUGUAAGAUCUUGAUAAAACUAACAAAAAUCAAUGCAAUUUUUAAUUUGUACAUUUCAUGUUAAACUUUAUGUUUACAAGAAAAACAUGUGUAAUUUAUUUUAUAAACAUGUCUUCCUGCAAUUAGAACAGCUUUAGGCUGAUGAAAUAAAUUAAUUUAUAAUUGCAUAUUUAUUUUAACAUACUAUUUAAGACAGCAUUAAUAUUAUUAUUUAUGUAUGUUUCAUAUACGUAUUACGAAGAAAAUAGACAUUUGUAUAUUUAUAUACAUUA